CCACGCUCUGCGGAUGACAACACGCUUGUUUUGUUUUGCACUCGCCUCGCCCCGUCGACAACCGGCAUUGUUUACUGUCGUUGUCGUUCACAAGUGUGACACAAGAUGAAGAGAAGUAAGAAGAAAACUGGUGUUGGUAUCAAUACGAUAACAAACUUUUUCAACAAGUUCACCAAAGGCAAGGAGAAAGCCCAAAGAAGAGAGACUGCCGGCGAGAGUUCUGGAAGCUCAUGCGACGACCCGGAUCCAAAGCGUCCAUGUAGUGUUGAACCUUCUGCAUCGUCGUGUUCAACAUCAGAAGCUUAAUGCGACCCGACUCCUUCCGCAUCCUCUCGGGUGGAAACGACGCCACUGCCCCCGCCGGCGCCUGCAUCAUGCUUCUCGUCUUCCUCUACGGAUGGUGAAUUCAGCGGCGGUGCCGGUGAUUCUGCUGGUCUGGCUGAAACGGACGGCGAUGGCGACCUCGGCGCUGCACCUGCGGUUCGGGUUCGUACUCCUGGUCAACACGCUGAGAAGGUGAUUGGUGGCGACGACUUCGGCGCUGCCGUUGCGGAUGGUCCAGCCGUCGGCAGCUCGAUGAAGAAAGUGGUGCCCACUCUUCCGCGUACGCGGAACAUUCCAAGUAGCACUUAUGUUUUCCCUAAAACUGACGGUAGAAGUUGUCGUCUCGAGUAUUUCGGCAAGUACGGCUGGUUGCACUUUGUCCCUGAGGAAGAUCACUGUGUGUGUUUCACGUGCGUGAAAGCUUAUGAAUUGGGGAACACUGCCGCUUCGCGUGGGCAUGGAAUUGAUGACAGUACGGACCCAUUUCUCAAGACAGGCUUCAAGAAUUGGAAAAAAGCUGUUGAAAAAUUGAAUCGACAUGAAAACUCUAAGUACCACCGCGAAGCAGCCGAGUUCCUUGUGCUUGCCUUACAAAGAGAGAGUGUGGGGUCAUUAUUGGAUGCGCAGUUGAAAAAAUCACAACAGGACGCGCGCUCAGCCUGCAAAGUUGUCAUUAGCUCUAUAAGGUAUCUUGCGCGCAGUGGCCAGGCUUUGAGGGGUGGUGAGCAUUACAGUGGCAAUUUAGUUGAACUUUUGGAGGAAAGGGCAGAAGAAUGCCCUCCGCUAAGAGAGUGGCUCAAAAAGCGAGAUAAGUGGAUUAGUUCAGACAUUCAAAAUAAAGUUUUAGAAAUAAUUGCUCACACUGUAAUGCGCACACUCCUUAAGGACAUAGCAGCCAGCCCAUUCUACUCAAUAAUGGCUGACGGUACAACUGAUAUAUCUGGUGACGAACAACUCAGUGUUUGUUUUCGUUACGUUGAAAGGGCCUCUCUCCAUUCAUAUGAAGUGUUCAUGGGACUCGUCAGCGUCACAAGUGGAAAAGCUGACUAUACGAAACUUACCCUUGAUGACGUGUUGGUUCGCCUAGGUAUUGACAAAUCAAAGCAACGGGGCCAUGUUUCGACGGAUGUGCGGCAAUGGCUGGACACUUGAAUGGUGUGCAGAAACUCAUCUGCGAUGAGCUGCCCAAAUCUAUUUUUAUCCAUUGUUCUAACCACUCUCUAGAUUUAGUCUUGCAAGAGUUAGCUCGCCAAUGUGAUAUGUUUGGGGACACGCUUGUGCUCAUCAAAGACGUUUCCAAAGCAAUUUUGGAAUCUGGUAAGAGAAAGGCCAUGUAUGCAAACAUCGUCAUUGAACCCUGCUUCUCAGACGACGAAACUUCUGUGGGUGGCCCUGCUGCAAUUCGCCCAUUGCUCUCCUUGUGCCCCACACGGUGCCCCACACGGUGGUGCAUUAGAGCCCCGGCGAUUCGCCGCUUUGAUGAAAACUACGGUCGCGUGCGUGCUACUCUUCGCCUGUUGGUGGAAGACACAUCACUGCGAUUGACUGACGAGCGGAGAGCCACUCUUCGCGGCCAUCUGAGAAAACUAGAUCAGUUUUCCACUGUUCUGUCGAUCAAGUUGGCUCUCUUGAUCUGUGAACCAGCUGAGCAGUUGGCUAGAGCCCUUCAGAGUACAGGGUACACGGCAACAGGCGCCAAGCAGGCUGCCCAGGCCCUUUGGGACACCUACAAUGCCAUGGGGGAGGAAGAAUUCGACCAGGCGUGGAGGGAAACCGAGGCCCGCAAUGCAACCUGCAACAUGGAUCUGGAGAUGCCAACUGCCCCACGGCGGCGCGCUCCACCACGCCGACUCGGCGAGGUAGGGAACGCAGCACCGGUCGAGUCACUGUCUCCACGUACGGUGCUCCGCCAGAAGUUCAUCGCGGUGCUCGAUCGGGUCAAAAAUGAGCUUGAUCGGCGCUUCAAUCAGCCGGGGAUGGCUCACCUGAUCAAACUUGAAAAUGUUCUUUUGCAGAAGAAGCCUCUUGAUUCUGUUGAUGAUUUGAAGCAUGAAUUGGGGGUUCAUGCUGACGACUUUGAUUGUGAUCUUCUAUUUACUCAGCUUAAAAUAGCUAAGCUUGUGGUGCCAGGAACUGUGAAAACGGUUAGAGAGUAUGCUGCAGUGCUUCGUGACUUGCCACAGGUGUCACGGGAGAUGAUCAACCAAGUUGAACUGCUGGUGAUUCUCUUGUUGGUGGUGCCCGCAACCUCCGCUACAUGUGAAAGAUCGUUCAGUGCUUUGCGGCGCAUCAAGAAUUAUUUAAGAGCCACUAUGACUCAAAAGCGUCUGACACACUUAAUGAUGUGCCAUGUGCACAAAAUUCGAACUUUCACUGUUUCCGUCACAGAUGUUCUGAAUGAGUUCAUUUCAAGAACUAAUGAAAGACUGCGGGUUUUUGGGCCGCCCACGCCGAACCCGUAGUUCUUCCUUGUCAUUGUACUUUUGUAUUGUUAAUUCAUUACAUUAUUUGAAUUGUAAUCUUUGCAUAUUUUGUAAAUGUUUGAUUCAAUAAAAUAUGUUCUUUCUAAUCUUUAAAGUUAUGACAAUACUAAUUUCAACUUAACAAUUUCAUAAAUAUAAUAAUACGA
Messenger RNA from Thrips palmi, 2953 nucleotides. RefSeq lists its product as uncharacterized. The record is from RefSeq and is a predicted model, not a curated record. Gene Ontology annotation, molecular function: protein dimerization activity. The coding region runs from base 1461 to 2786 and encodes 441 amino acids. NCBI's taxonomy places the organism in Eukaryota, Metazoa, Arthropoda, Insecta, Thysanoptera, Thripidae. The transcript has 2 exons.